AAGUGGUUUCAAGACACAAGCAGCUAACCCCAAGUCCCCAAUCCCAUAGGACCUCCUUCAAUAAUCCAAGGCUACAAUCACUCAAUAAAUCUACAAAGAGCAACACCUGAAUGCUCACAUCUACCAGUCUACCACCACUCAUCACCUCCUCUGCCGAGUUCUUCAUCCCCUCCAAUCUCUCUCCUCUCCAAUGGCGCGCGCCAUGACCCGCGCCAUCCCAUUUUCCCUAAAACCCACCUUCUCAAAACCCCGCUUUCUCACUUUUACACCACCCCAUUUCAGAGCUAAUCCUUCCCUAAAAUCUUCACCCAUUUCUGGGUUAUUAUGGGUAGGAAAUGAAUUUAGCAAUGGCGGAGGAUGGAGGGCUUUGAGAAGUCCUGGAAUGAGUGUUUACUGCGGCGGCAUCGGCGGCAGCGGUGUUGGUUUUGGGGGUGGGGAAAGAGGGUAUAGGAAGGUUAGGAGGAAGGUUGUGAAGAGUAAGAAGAAAGCUAAGGAGUUGGAGCUUAGUGUUAAGAUUCUUAUUGAGGAGGGUUUGCCCAAUGACCCUGAAGUUUUGAGUAUUUCUGAAAUGCUCAGGCUAAAUGCUCCGAUGGCAAUGAAGUUGGCAUUAGAUGGACUGAACAAUUCAGAUUACAAAACCAGAGAUACAACAAUAGAUGAUGUUGCUGGAUAUGAAACCAUUGAGCUGUCUUUACUUCUAUGCAAUGAUGAGUUCAUUCGAGAACUUAAUAAAGAUUGGAGGGAUGAAGACCAUGCCACUGAUGUUCUAUCAAUGUCCCAACAUAUUCCAGAACUUAAGCUACCUAUUCUUAUGUUAGGUGAUAUUGUGAUUUCUGUCGAGACAGCUGCUAGGCAAGCAGAAGAACGUGGCCAUACACUACUUGAUGAGAUACGCAUUCUUCUGGUUCAUGGCCUACUGCAUCUUUUGGGUUUUGAUCAUGAACUAAGUGAAGAAGCAGAGGCGGAAAUGGAAAAGGAGGAAGAACUACUUUUAAAAAAUCUUGGCUGGGAAGGCAAAGGGUUAAUAAAGAGUGCAUGUGAUGCAGAAAAUAAUGGGAGUCUUCAAGUUAAAGAUUCUGAUGACAGGAAGAAAGAAGGAAGUCUUCGAUUCUAUAGACCAAAGUUCAAAUAUAUUUUCUGUGACAUGGAUGGCACUCUGCUGAAUAGCAAGAGUCAAAUUUCUUCAGCAAAUGCAAAUGCUGUCAGGGAGGCAUUGUCAAGGGGUGUUCAAGUAGUCAUUGCCACUGGAAAAGCUCGUCCUGGUGCCAUAGACGUAUUGAAGACUGCUGAUUUGGUUGGAAGAGAUGGCAUUGUCUCUGAAUCAUCACCAGGUGUUUUCUUACAGGGAUUGCUUGUUUAUGGAAUACAAGGCCGUGAAAUUUUUAGAAGGAAUUUGGACCCAGACUUCUGCAGGGAGGCCUUCUCCUACUCUUGGGAGCACCAAAUCCCUCUUGUUGCAUUCUGUGGCGAUCGUUGCUUAACAUUGUUUGAUCACCCACUUGUAGACUCGCUCCAUAGUGUAUACCGUGAGCCAAAGGCGGAGACUAUGGCUUCAGUUGAUCAACUAUUGGCUGCUGCCGAAGUACAGAAACUGGUGUUUUUAGACACUGCUGAGAGAGUGGAGACUGCUAUAAGGCCAUAUUGGUCAGAAGCAGCCGGAAAUCAUGCUAGUGUUGUACAAGCUAUUCCAGACAUGCUUGAAAUUGUUCCCCAUGGGACUUCAAAAGGAAAUGGUGUGAAAUGGCUGCUUCAACAUCUGGGAGUGUCAGCGGAAGAGAUUAUGGCGAUUGGUGAUGGGGAAAAUGACAUUGAAAUGCUCAAGUUGGCUAAACUUGGAAUAGCUCUAAGUAAUGGAGCAGAGAAGACAAAAGCCGUUGCUGAUGUGAUUGGUCUUAGCAAUGAUGAACAUGGAGUUGCUGAUGCUAUCUAUCGUUAUGCAUUUUGAACUUGAUGAAGAACAUAAGAAUGAUGGCGUUACUAGCCAUAACUUUCUAUCCUUCACAUUCCCAUUUCUAUGUUUCCUUCAUAAUAUCGUUGUAUUCAUUCUUUGAUUCCAACAAAGAAUAGUCCAAUAUACCUGUUGCUAGGGUAACAGAAAUACAUAUACUGAUAUACAUAAUUUCAUUGAUUUAGGAUGCCAAAGUUUUGUAAUGUAACACUUGAUAAAUUUUUUUUUGGCAACGUCAUCUUGAAAUGAAUACAUUUUUCCCCAUGAAUUUUAUCUGGCAGUUGCUCGUUGCAUUAUAAAUG
This is a messenger RNA of Chenopodium quinoa (quinoa), 2250 nucleotides long. RefSeq lists its product as uncharacterized. Lineage: Eukaryota; Viridiplantae; Streptophyta; Magnoliopsida; Caryophyllales; Amaranthaceae. Bases 191 to 1945 code for a protein of 584 amino acids. The record is from RefSeq and is a predicted model, not a curated record. Gene Ontology annotation, biological process: rRNA processing. Gene Ontology annotation, molecular function: metalloendopeptidase activity. The transcript is spliced from 12 exons.